ACAAAUGUCCCACAAAUUGUACAACAUGUCGUAUGAGGUCAGUGAGUCAUGCCCGGAGUUAUUUAAAAUACAGGCGUUUAUAGGGGUUUUUCCUGCGACUUGGAAAAUAAAACACAGUAACCUAACAUGAUGGAAACUUGUCUUGUUGUCCAAGCUUGGUGAAAAUCUUGUGAGAAUGAAGCAUAGAAAUAGAUAACUACGAGUUUGGUUGUUGAAUGGAAACGGCACGAAUCCAGCUUUAAAUACGAAAAAUUGGAAAUGAUAAGAUAAAGCGGUGCUCUCUACGGGCUUCAAAAGCCAGAGUUUGUAGGCUGUUACAAAGCUAAUGGCGACCGACCAAUGCCGCAAUUUCUCGCAAGCUACCGCACAAAAGAGUACCUUAAAGAGUGGAACCAAGAUGAGUUUGACGCCGUCGUGCGGAACUGCGCCGCGGAGACAGAGAAACAUGGAUUCCUUUACUUUGGAGUUCAGUUUUGGGGAGAAUGCUGGAGCGGACCGCGGGCGCAUCUCACCUACGAUGAUUACGGCAAAACUGAGAAAGACUCCGAGUGUAAAAAGUAUCACGUGGGUGGGGACUUCGAGAUCGCCGUCUACAGACUUCUUGGCGCAGAGGAUGAAUGCUCUAAUAGCACCUACAAGGUGCUCGAUACCGCUGACCGCUUAGAGACGCACAAGACUGAAAGUCCCAAGUGUGACACGCAGAUGGGAGGCUGGUACCGGUUUCAAAGCGAGGCUGGUGACGUCAUAGCCACAUCGUGCCCUCCCAUGAGUCAUUGUGGAACGUACAUUACGGGGUGGAUGAAAGGUGGCUUGCCCUAUGACGUCAUAGACAAAUCAGUCGAAAGAGAGGCCUGCUUCCAUAAAUCAGAUGAGAAUUGUUGUUUAGAAAAGAGGACAAUCAAAGCCAGGAAUUGUGGGAAGUUUUUCGUGUUUAAACUAGAAAACGCUCCAUUAUGUGGACGCUACUGUGGACACUACAUUGAACAAGUGGAUAUUGGAAGAUAACCAUCUCUACGCAUGUGAUCUCCUCACUCUCAAUUUGUUCAACUCAGCAAGAUAAAUUUGCACAUCUCUAGAGACAGAGUUAGUUUAUAGUAAGACCUCAUAAUGUACCUCUUAAUUUUUCUCUGAGUAAAUAACAUUUUACCACCAUUUUUUUGUUCUAUCACUCACAGAUAACAGUUCUUUUUUUUUAUUGUUCUGAGCAACAUUUGACGAGCUUUUUUCAAAGCUCGAUUUAUUUUUUGCAUUUUGACGUUUGUUCUACCACUCACAGAUAAAAGUUUUUCUUCUGAUCUCAAUUUUUGAGAGUGGCGCAGUGGUUUUUGGGAGCUGUAGCAUAAAACGUCGUGUGUUCAUACUUUGAUCUUUGAGCUUAGGAAGUGUUUGUUUUGGUUGGUAUAUAUUAGUUGGUACAUAUUAACUUCUAAGCAUUUUACUAGUUUGUAGUAGUGAAGUUGUUGAGGGACAUGAGUUAGGAAACUGAUUAAAACGAUUAUAACGUAAAAAUCCUCGAGAAAUAAAGUUUACUGCAUUGCA
Nematostella vectensis (starlet sea anemone) is the source of this 1539-nucleotide messenger RNA. Its product is annotated as oncoprotein-induced transcript 3 protein. The record is from RefSeq and is a predicted model, not a curated record. Lineage: Eukaryota; Metazoa; Cnidaria; Anthozoa; Actiniaria; Edwardsiidae. The coding region runs from base 340 to 1005 and encodes 221 amino acids. The transcript has 5 exons.